AAUUACCAUAUCCCAUAUAGAGAAACACUAAAACUCCAAACAAAACCCUUCCUUAAAAUCAAAAUCAAAGAAAUGGGUAGCACAAAAGAGAUGGAAGUAGUGAGAAAUCUUGAUGUGGAGAGGUACAUGGGGAGGUGGUACGAGAUAGCCUCAUUCCCAUCAAGAUUUCAGCCCAAAGAUGGGGUGGACACCAGGGCUACCUACACUCUAAACCCUGAUGGCACAGUUCAUGUGUUGAAUGAGACUUGGAGUGGUGGGAAGAGAGGUUACAUCGAGGGAACUGCAUACAAGGCUGACCCUAAAAGCGAUGAGGCUAAGCUCAAGGUCAGGUUUUAUGUUCCCCCUUUCUUGCCCAUAUUCCCUGUCACUGGGGACUACUGGGUUUUGCACAUUGACCCUGAUUACCAGUAUGCUUUGAUUGGCCAGCCAAGCAGGAGUUAUCUCUGGAUAUUGUGUAGGCAGCCUCGGCUUGAUGAUGAGACCUACAACGAGCUGGUUGAGAAGGCGAAAGAGGUGGGGUACGAUGUAAGCAAGCUUCACAAGACACCGCAUUCUGAGACUCCACCGGAGGGGGAAGUCGCGAGCGACAAAGGGAUUUGGUGGAUCAAGUCCAUCUUUGGAAAGUAGGACAUACUACACUACUAGCUGCAGCAACCAAGUCUUAUAUUGAAAAAAUAAGGAGCUUUAUGUUGUAGGAUGUAAAUGUGAACUGAGAAGAAGGAUGGAUGAGGGCAGUGUUUUUUUUUGGCAUAUAUAUGUUUUUUAUGGAUUGAUUGUGUAAUCUUGAAAAGAUUGUAUGUAUGUAGUAUGUGUAUGUUGUUUUGUAUGAAGUUUCUUGAAUUUGUCUCC
Messenger RNA from Ipomoea nil (Japanese morning glory), 849 nucleotides. Its product is annotated as temperature-induced lipocalin-1. The transcript is spliced from 2 exons. Bases 73 to 627 code for a protein of 184 amino acids. The record is from RefSeq and is a predicted model, not a curated record. NCBI's taxonomy places the organism in Eukaryota, Viridiplantae, Streptophyta, Magnoliopsida, Solanales, Convolvulaceae.